CAAACAUCCUUACCUCUUUCCCCUCGGCUGCUGUUCGCGGUGUUUUCAGAAGUCACAUGGAGUGAAUUGCAGGAACCUCGCUGGCAAGCUUUGUUGUACGACGUCUGAAAGCAGUCAUGUUAGCUGAGGCUCGAGGUCCAGACCCGCUGGCUUCAGAAGCACCAUGGCAGCCCCCCAGCGCUGGAGAGGAUCCUAAAGAUCUAGGGAAUCACAACAGGCAACAGGAAGGGGAUCACCAGCGACAUGUGUCCAGCAAAAGAAGCUGCUUCUUAGGCUUGGAAACGAGGCCAGAGCUGGUCUGGGAGGACUGGGACCUGGGAAAAGAGUUUACCAAAACAUUAGUGUUAAAGAACAUUCACAACAAGCUGCAGAAGCUACAUUUGAGGCCUCCAGUGUCCAAGUUUUUCACCAUCUUAAUUCCCCCGAUAAUUGUUGUCAGCCCAGGGACUUCUUUCUCCUUCCCAGUCACCUUUAGACCGCUACAGAGGUGUGAGUAUGAGGACGGCAUUGAGUUUCAAAGUAAAGAUGGCAGCUUCAAAGUAUGCCUCCGUGCCACCAUUCCCUGUCAUGCCUUGGAGGUUCCUGACUCUGUGCUGCUUCCACUCUGUGCUGUUCAACACUCUUCACGCACCACUUUCCGGCUCAAAAAUGCAAGUAAACUCCAGACAUGCUUCAAGUGGGUAUGUGCUGCGCCGUUCCAGCUGAGCCCUGCGAAAGGCCUGUUGAAGCCCAGCCAGGAGUGUCACAUCACUGUGGUCUUCUGGCCACAAGAGGCGCUGGUGUACCAGCAACAGGCCUACUGCAGGUUUGGAGGGGACAAGGCAGAGAGCUGCUGCACUGUGCUGCUGCAGGCACUAGCCAAAUACCCAUGUCUUCAGCUUAGAAAUCCAGCUACCAAGGAGGAAAAAGAACAGGGGGGUCCAGAGCUGCACUUUGGUUCUGUGGCAGUUGGCCAAAGUUUGCAGAAACACUUUGAUAUUUUCAACCCUUCUCCUGUAACUGCAUCUUUCUUUUUGUCACGACUGUCCGGCGGGGUGCCCUUUUUUGGGUCAGAGUUCAGCUGUGACGUCAGCAGGGGUAAGGUGGCGCCUGGUGAAUCACUACGAGCUACAGUCACCUAUUCUCCUGCUGUGGUGGAUACUGUUUCUGUGGAGUACUUAUCUCUAAAAUGCAGAGGGGCACUUAACGAAACCCAGCUUAAACUCACUGGAAGCUGUAUUGGUACCAAAGUUUCCUUGUCCUCCUCUGUGGUGGACUUUGGAUGUGUUGAGGAAGGAGGAGCAGUUAUACAGACAGUAGAGCUGGUUAAUUCUUCUCCUGUUGAAACCAUCUACCAAUGGGACCUUGACUGUAAUGGGCACAGUGUGUUUAGUAUCCAGCCAGCAAGUGGCACUGUACGCCCACAUAGCCAUACCACGCUGAGGGCUGUCUAUAGGCCCACGCAGCCCAUUGCACACCACAGGAGAGUGGCGUGUCUCAUACUGCACCGGGACCCUCUGUUCCUUGACCUGAUUGGUACCUGUCACUCAGAGCUCCAGCAACCAGCCAUUAUGAAACCUGAACACUUGGUUUUGUACAAGUUUCAUUGGUAUCGCAGACAAGACCCACCAGAAACUCUCAGUGCCGUGCAGCAAGAUCAUACUGUACACUUGGAUCAGCGGGGGGUGCACUCCGCCCUGGAGGAGCAGUCAAAUCAAAGACUGCACAGUGCUCAUGUUGUGCCGAGAACUCCCAUGGAGGAAUACUACCAGUCUUGCUUGGGGUGCAUGAAUCCUCUCUCUUCCAGUUCUUCAUCGUCUCCACAUGUAUCCGUGGUGCCAAGUGAGCUGCUGUUUAAUCACAGAAUGUCGUCCUCCUUGUCUACUUCCUCCACUUCCUCGCAGUCUGUGUCCAUCACCAACCAUACCAGAGGGAAACUCAGCCUGGUGUGGACUGUUGCCCAAGACUCUCCGUUUACUGUCUGUCCCUCAUCACGUGACCUGGCUCCACUGAAGUCCACCUCAUUCAGAGUGACCUAUAACCCCAAGCAGCUCAACACUUUGCACGGAGCGCAGCUCGAGUGCUUUGCAUACUAUAAAAUGGAUGAUCAUCAUAUUGGUGAGAGACUGCUUUGUCCGCCUUGGUGUGCGACUGUCAGAGUCAUCGGCCACUCCUUUCAGCCUGGCAAAGAGCACUUCAUCCCAUGCUGCUCUCUGAAGCCCCAUCAAGUGGUGUUUCCGGCCCUGAGUGCUCUUUCUUAUCAGACAGUGCUCCUCCAGAAUGGUGGAGUACUGCCCCUUACUUUCCGUCUGGACCACAGCUCAAACCCUGCCCUGUCAGAGUCAGUGUCUGUAAUUCCGAAUUGUGGUCUGAUCCAGCCUGGGCAUCACCAAAUCCUCACCGUCAGAACAACUCCCACAGAAGACAGUCCCAGACAGGGGUUCAGUUUACAGCUGCAGCUCAAUGCAGAUAAACACACAAAGGAACUGACAGUUGUGAGUGUGGUUGAAAAGCUGCGUGUGUCUCUGGAAGGAGACGGCAGUUUAUAUUUCCAGCCAACAGCUUUGGGAUCACGGACGCGACGAUCCCACCACAUCAGGAAUCUCAGCCGUCUACCUCUGCGGUUCCAAUGGAUCAUUCCAGAGCCAGACCAGGAUCUUAUCUUUGUUGAACCAGAUGCUGGUGAACUGCAUCCCAAUGAGAGCUCAGUCCAGACAUGGUCCUUCAGUCCGCUGACAGAGAAAACGUACUCACUCAAACCUACUCUCACCUUCUGGCCAAUCCAGACUGAUGAACGUAACAAGUCACACCUCACCCUCAAAGUGGUGGGAAUGGGCUCCAAAGGCUUCAUAGAGGCAGAAAAAACAGUCCUGGAUGUAGAUGACACUCUAGUUGGAAGUUACAGGUCAAUUGAAGUUCCUCUGGUGAACAACAGCCCCUGUUCAGUGUCCUUUUGUCUCUCAGUACAGCAGAUACUUCUGGAUGAGGAACUUAUUUAUGACCCUGAGACUGAGCCAAGUGCUCUACAGCUGGACUGUGAGAGGGGAACCAUCACUUCACACUCCAAAAUGCUGCUCCGAUCUACUAUCAGACCAUACAGACGAGGCCAGUACUUGUGGAAAAUCAGCUACCAGACAUUGAAUGCCGGUGGGUUUGCGUCAUCCUUUCCUCAGGCAGUGUGUGAAGUGCGAACUAAGGGUGUGUUCCCCACCCUACAGGUGGCUGAUGUGUGCAGUGGUGGCAGUGUUAGCAGACUCAGCAAGGUGCAUCUAUGGAAACUCUUCUCAUUAGACAGCCUCAACAAGCACCUGCUGUCCGACCCCUCCUCUGUAGAACUCACUUAUGGAACCCCCACCAGGCACAGUGUGCGCAGUUGUCCUUCUAUCUUCACCAAAGUCAUGUUGGAUUUCAACUUUAGUGCUGCUCCCAUGAACUCAGACCCCUCAACAUUUGUGCUGAUGUUUCACAACCCUGGUUCCAUACCUGUUGAUUGGGCAUUCUUGUUUCCAGAGGACCAACAGAUAGAGUUGGAGUACUGGGCAGAGACAGGAGAGUUCAGCCACACUGAGCUGCACCAGAUGAAGGUUCAAGACAACCGUCUGUUCAGCAUUUCUCCUCGUUCUGGAAUUUUGCACCCAGGCCAGCAGAGGGCAGUACAAUUCAGCUACAGCCAUGACUUUGCUGGGACAGAUCGGUUUCCUGUUGUGUUCAAACUCUCUUACGGCAGAGAGAUCUUGCUUAACUUCAAGGGGGUGACAGUGGAGAGAGACAGACCAUACCUCCACUUUGUCUCAAGUCGACAUGUCUUCACCCCUGUAACUAUAGGGGACUGCAGUCCUCCGAGGCAGGUAUGUGAAUUACACAAUGCUGGUGCAGUGCCAGUCCAUUAUGAAGUGGACACAGCUGUGUUGUCACAGCUUCAGAUGGACAACUUUAACCAUCCAGUGCUGUGCUGCCUCAGUCCAGAGGGAGAAGUCCUCCCCGGGAAGACGGCCAUGCUCGAAUGGAUCUUUUCUCCACUGGAGGCUAAGAUGUACCAUAUGGAUAUUCCUAUCCACAUCCAGGAUGGGGAUUCGACACUGGUGAGGUUUGAGGGAUGUGGCUUUGAUACUCCGACACUGGGCUCCUCAAACCCAUUUAACUGCAGUGAUACUAAGGCAUCUGUAGCCUGUGUCCAGAGGGUGCCGUUCCCAGGACAGGUGGUACUUCUGUCUGAGGACAGUGUCUCUCUAGGUGACAUACCAGUGUGCUCACCAUCUUCAAGAAUCCUCUUCCUCACCAAUGUGUCUCACACAGACACUGUCCAAUACACAUGGGACCUGCCCCAGCAGAGCAACCAGCAGGUGGUGCAGAUCAGUCCAGAGCAAGGCAUUCUGUGUCCAGGAGAGAGUGCUCUUUGUGUCCUUACCUUCACUUCUACUGACUACCCCACCGUUUAUCGGCUAGAUUUCAUCUGUCAGGUUAUUCAGCAAGCCGCACUGACUCGGUACCAUGAAGCUUUGCAGCGCUGGGAGAAAGAGAGAGAGAGACAGCAAGAGGAAUUCACUAUCACUGAUAAGAACCUUUCCCACAGCCAAGGAGAUCUGAUAGAUAAGGAAUCUGUAACAGCAGCUCCAGUAAGAAAAGGGCCACCACUCAGGAAAUAUAAGACUCUUCCUCCUAUCUGUGUCAGUAGUAGCUGUGAAACAGUGGGCACUGAACGCACUAAGCUAACAAGAGCUGAUCGGCAGGCAGGGCAUGAAAAAGCAAAGGCACAGAGGCAGCCUGAACCACCCCAACCUGCUCUGCUGCAUCUGGAGGUUACAGCACACUCCCACGGGCUUCUGGAGUACCUUACACACUUUCCUGACCAAUUCAAUAAGCUUCAUAGGUGCCUCCAGUCAGUCAAGCCCCAGAAGCCUGAAACCACUUCUUCAAGCACACCCUUCUCUGUUCGGCUGCCUCCACCAACACAUGGGCCUGAGAAAGACAUCCUCCUGCACAUACUAACCUCUCUGCUAAGGAACAUAGUUGAUGAUUCAGCCUUUGCCCAGUCUCUGAUUGCUUUGGCCUCCAAGCCCAUCACCUACCAGCCAACAGAAUCUUGUCCCUCUCUCUGCCCCCCUACCUGUCCCACAUCUUCAUCUCCAAGUAAAUCCCAACCUCGAGUUCUGUUGAGUGGGACGGAGGCUGGACUGAAUGAAGAGCAAAACACAGUGGACAGGGACGGGGCUGCAGGAUGUUUGGGAAACACACCCCAAACACAGGACACUCUCCACACUGAACGUGUGCCUGCUGACAUGAGUGAAGUUGUUUUGCUGAACACCCUCCAGAACCUGAUGAUGGAAGCUGUCAGAGGAGAGCUUGUCCUUACAGCGCACCCACGCACUGUUAUCUUGCCACCUGUUUCUACCAGAACCAGGAGGAUGUCCAGAGCCAUGGUCGAAGAGGAGCAAGGCAAAAGGGAUACAGUGGGGACUUAAUAUAAAGCCUCGCCAUCUAUCCAACAUCCCAGAGGCCCAUCUCCCUCAAUCAUCUCUCGCUUGCCUAUCAGCUGCCUUUUUUUACAUGAUCAGGUUGCCCUGAGAUAUAAUUUGUAGCUCUCCUGAAUCCCUCCGAGUGCCAUCGAUUCUUUUCUUUCCUUUAUUUGAAUGGCAACUUAAUGAGAAACAUGGUAAAUUCACAAUAUGGCAAUGAUCUGAAAUGUACCCGCAGACAACUUGACCGUGAUAUACUGUAUACUAGAUUUUGUUCCUUUUUGUAUUUGUAUGAAUUCUGCAAGACUAUUAGAUGAAAACUGACCAGAUUAAGAAUUCUGUAAGGCUGAGGAUACAAAAGGACACCAGCAUACUGUACUUUCUCUGAUUUCAUUCAGCAACGGUACUGCAAACAACAUUUACACAACAUUUGGAUUUUACUUUCUGCAUAUCAGCUCUACCCGUCUCAUUUUUUAAUCUUAGGCCAUGAUUCCACAUUUCCCGUGUUGCUCUGUUUGUCUGUCU
Molecule: messenger RNA, 5960 nt
Organism: Xiphias gladius (swordfish)
Lineage: Eukaryota; Metazoa; Chordata; Actinopteri; Istiophoriformes; Xiphiidae
Gene: cfap65
Product: cilia and flagella associated protein 65
Exons: 35
Coding region: 117-5441 (1774 amino acids)
Source: RefSeq, a predicted model, not a curated record